Thelazia callipaeda (thelaziosis nematode) is the source of this 696-nucleotide messenger RNA. The record is from the annotation of a GenBank genome assembly. Lineage: Eukaryota; Metazoa; Nematoda; Chromadorea; Rhabditida; Thelaziidae.
UUGAAAUUAAGCUUAUUAAUUGCAGCUCAAUCUACACAUUGCAUAGAUAAUGACAUUUACUGCUACUCCUGGAUUGCAGAUGAUAGUACAAAAUGCAAUCAUAUCAGUGAACUUCCAAAUUUAUAUUGCAAGAAAAGUUGCCAGUUAUGCGACACUACGCCAGUUCUUAAAGAAUAUGAUAUUAAAAAGACACCAGCAAGAUUAAAAAGCAUUGCAUUUUUGAUCGGGAAAUGGCGAUCUGAAUUUAAUGGUAAAGCAGUAUUUCCUACAAUACCCAAUUUUACAUACGGCGAGGAAAUCGAUUUCAAACUCAUUACUAAAGAUAAUCAGAUUUUAGAUGUUAUCAGUUACAAGGCAUUUGCGUGGGACAAUUCAAAAAUGAAAGAAUUGCACAGCGAAUAUGGUUUUUUAUCAGUUGUCAACAACAAUGGCAGUGAAGCAAUUUCUCUGAAUACAGUAAUGAGCAAUGGUUUUGCAACUAUCGAAGAAGGAAAUGAACGAGAGCUUUCGAUAGAAUUACGCAUGCAACGAAUUGCAAGAAUUACUUUCAGUCAUGAUCUUCCGGUUUUGCAAAUGUUGAGAAGUUGGACACUGUUAGCUCCAAGGCGUCUUGAAGCUCGUCUUUCAAUGAGUACUAAAAGUCAUCGGAAUAUUGAAGAACAUACCAGUAUUAUUUAUGACAAGAUUUACCCAUAA